Talaromyces stipitatus ATCC 10500 is the source of this 1902-nucleotide messenger RNA. RefSeq names its product mitochondrial carrier protein, putative. NCBI's taxonomy places the organism in Eukaryota, Fungi, Ascomycota, Eurotiomycetes, Eurotiales, Trichocomaceae. Bases 642 to 1709 code for a protein of 355 amino acids. Gene Ontology annotation, molecular function: magnesium ion transmembrane transporter activity. The record is from RefSeq and is a predicted model, not a curated record. Gene Ontology annotation, biological process: magnesium ion export from mitochondrion. The transcript is spliced from 2 exons.
AAUCAACGAAGCAUCGAACAUCGCGUGCUUGUCAUCGCAUCGCCUGUUUCAGCAUAAGAGCAAACCACGAUGAUUCGAUAUUGAGCAUUUUUCUUCUCCUUUUGUUGUUCUAUUCGCCAUUCUUUUACUAGCUCCUAUUUCUACCAGACCCGUUGAUUUCCGCGAGCGUAUCUUGAGGACUUCUCUAUAGAUUACAGAGCGACUCCGCAGUGGGAUAGAGAACAGCAAUAGCCAUUGCAGACGAAAGAGGAUUGUCAUGAGCCUCGAUUCGGCUUCCAAGGGCCCCGAUAUCUACGCACCCACGGCGACGUCGUCAUCUUCCUCAUCUCUGUUCUCAUCAUCAUUACCUCCGUUCAGCGGCGACAAUCGCCACGAUGCAGCACAAUUGAGUAAUGCAGAAGAUACUGGGUUGAAACACACAUUGAGUCAGUUCCUAAGCAGAAGAAGUACACCAGAACCGCGCACAAUGGACAUGGCCGCGGAGUCAGCGGUCGUCCCUGGGGAUGAUUAUGAGUAUGAGACUCGGCCGCCAUAUAUUCAUGUAUGUUCUUUUUUUCUUUUCUAGGUGAAGACGUGUUGGAUACCGUCCAACAACACUAUUGUUAAAAAGGCUGAUUUAUUUUCCCGCUGGGUUGAAGUCCAUGCUUGCAGGUGGCAUAGGCGGUUCAUCCGGUGAUAUGCUCAUGCACUCGCUCGACACAGUCAAAACCCGCCAACAGGGCGAUCCACACAUGCCACCGAGAUACGGUUCAACGUCAGCAUCGUAUCUGAAAAUCUUUCGCGAGGAAGGGUUUCGAAGAGGUCUUUACAGCGGUGUGAGUCCGGCAUUGAUGGGAUCAUUUCCUGGGACUGUGAUAUUCUUUGGGACGUAUGAGUGGUCUAAAAGACAUAUGAUUGAUGCGGGGAUUAAUCCGACGAUAUCCUACCUUUCUGCCGGUUUCAUUGCUGAUUUAGCUGCUUCAGUGGUCUAUGUACCAUCUGAAGUGUUGAAAACACGUUUACAACUUCAGGGACGUUAUAAUAACCCCUACUUCAAAUCCGGAUACAAUUAUCGAGGAACAGUAGAUGCAUUCCGAACAAUCGUUCGAACCGAGGGAUUCGGCGCCAUGUUCUCAGGUUAUAAAGCCACCAUCUUCCGCGAUCUACCAUUUUCUGCGCUGCAGUUUGCAUUUUAUGAGCAGGAGCAGGAAUGGGCGAAGAAUUGGGUGGGAUCUCGGGAUAUCGGAUUGACUCUAGAGAUUCUUACAGCGACGACGGCGGGUGGUAUGGCGGGUGUUUUGACAUGCCCGUUGGAUGUGGUUAAGACUCGGAUUCAGACGCAACAGAAUCCUGAUGCGUCGCCACAGAAAUCUUCGCAAGCAUCUGUAUCAUCGAAAAAGGAUAGUCGACCCCAUGGGCCUAGCCAACAUACAUCAUCAUCUUCGUCAUCGCCGUCAUCAUCCUCCAGCAAAACACAUUCACGACCUAUAUCGACCUCUUCCCCAUCCACAUCUACACCUCAACCCGGGGCGCCCAUAUUACGCACAUCAUCCGUAUUCACCGGGCUCAGACUCAUUUAUAAAACCGAAGGAUUCGCCGGCUGGUUCCGUGGCGUUGGGCCACGCGCUGUUUGGACUAGUGUUCAGAGUGGCACAAUGCUGGUUAUGUAUCAGUAUUUGUUGAAGAAGUUGGAAUCGUUACAGGAGUCUGAAACGGCACCGAUUAUAUAAUGUCAUCUCCGUCAGCACUGCCAUAUCGCAGGCUUAUAGACAUACAUCAUACACAUCGAAUCAUAAACAUACUCGGUGCUCGGCAGGGCAUGGUAUGAGGCAUGUUUGGCGUUUAGUUAUGGUCGGGUAUGAGAAUAGAGAAUUAUUGUAGAUUAUUGUAUUAUAUCCUAUGUUAAUAGAUCUCCUACAUACA